AUGGCUGCCCUUGUCAGCAAAUUCAAUCUGGCUCGACUGAGAAGUUUCUGUUGUUUAUAUCCAAUGUUUAAUUUGAAAAGCCCACGUGAAUUAAUAUGUCUGGUCGUAACUAUUUUGGCUCUGAUGAGCCAGUCGUUGGCAGACGACCAGGAAUUCAUUGAGGACUUUUUGAAGCGGGAAUAUUCUCUAGCAAAGCCAUACCGCGGUUUGGGCUUUUCGAGUUCCUCGCAGUGGGAUCUGAUGGGAACUGCCAUGGUAACACCUGAUCAUGUGAGGUUGACCCCAGAUCUGCAGAGCAGACAAGGAGCCGUUUGGAGUCGAAUUCCCUUCUUUUUGCGGGAUUGGGAGCUCAAGAUACACUUUAAAAUCCACGGUGUGGGAAAAAAGAACCUAAACGGGGAUGGACUUGCCUUUUGGUUGACCAAAGAGCGCAUGCAAAAUGGUCCUGUUUUUGGCAACAUGAACCAGUUUACUGGACUUGGAAUAUUUGUGGACACUUAUCCUAAUGCAGACAAAACUCAUGAUAGGACGUUCCCGUACGUGUCCAUGAUGCUGGGGAACGGGACGCUGGCGUACGACCACGACCGGGACGGGCGGCCCAAUGAGCUGGGCGGCUGCUCGGCGAUGGCGCGCAAUUCUAUCCACGACACGUUUCUCCUGGUCAGAUACUCCAGAAACAGACUGACGCUCAUGGUGGACGUAGACGGCAAGCAGGAAUGGAAAGACUGCGCCGACGUCACGGGAGUCCGGAUUCCCCUGGGAUACUUCUUUGGGGCCUCCUCCGCUACCGGAGACUUGUCGGAUAACCACGACCUCAUCUCGAUGAAGCUGUACCAGCUCACGGUAGAGCGGACUCCAGAGGAGGAGGAGGAAGAGGAGGAGGUCACCAUCCCCAGAGUGGACGACAUGGACCAGUUCCAAGUGGAGGUGGAGGAGGAGGGGAUGAGCGGAGUGCACUUCUUCUUCACCCUCCUCUUCUCGGUGAUGGGCCUGGGGGUGCUGGCGGUGGUGGGGCUGGUGGUCUACAACCGCUGGAAGGAAAACCGGCGCAAACGUUUCUACUGA
Molecule: messenger RNA, 1065 nt
Organism: Menidia menidia (Atlantic silverside)
Lineage: Eukaryota; Metazoa; Chordata; Actinopteri; Atheriniformes; Atherinopsidae
Source: the annotation of a GenBank genome assembly